This is a messenger RNA of Westerdykella ornata, 1385 nucleotides long. RefSeq lists its product as uncharacterized. NCBI's taxonomy places the organism in Eukaryota, Fungi, Ascomycota, Dothideomycetes, Pleosporales, Sporormiaceae. Bases 310 to 1362 code for a protein of 350 amino acids. The record is from RefSeq and is a predicted model, not a curated record. The transcript has 5 exons.
CUCAUUCUGGGACCGCUGUGGCUCACGCACUACCGUAGUACAUAGGUAGCUAGCUGCUAUCUACCGAACCCAUCGGCCCGUACAGUACGCCACCUGCACUCUCCAUAACUAGACUCCGCUGCCCACGACGUCAUACAGAGACUGCCGAACCAAGUACAGGGACUUCUACGAUAGUAUCCGACCGGCGUAUGCACGCCUACGAAGUUUCACCGGGGAGCUCUAAAAGACGUGUGCCUUCCUCCCCACCGCGCCAUCAGAUGGAGAUCUCAAGGUUGUUGAUGGACUACUGCCACGUGCCCGUACGUCGCCAUGUACUCUCCAGCUGAGACCCGGGCCCCAAUCAUUACGAUUACAGUAUCGGUUAUGCCAUCGGUGGCUUUUAUUUUCAUGACCCUGCGCUUCAUCUGUAUAUGGAGAUACCGAAAGAGUUUUGGCUGGGAUGAUUACAUUCUCGCCCUUGCCUGGCUCCUGAAUAUCAUGUACAUUGCCUUUCUCACCGUUUCUAUCAGGCACGGCCUCGGCGCCCACUUGGUCAAAGUCCCCCCCGAGCACCUAUACUGGCUUAGCUACUGGCUCGAUCAUGCCCUGACCUGUACCGUCUUUAGCUUAUCACUCUCUAAAACUUCCUUUGCACUCACCUUGUUACGCUUCGCGAUUGAACCAUGGCAGAGGUACCUGAUCUGGUUUUUCAUCGUCACCUGCAACCUCAUGAUGACGAUCACUAUCAUCUUACAAUAUGCGCACUGCCGCCCGAUCGAGAAGCGCUGGAACCCAUCGCUCCCUGGAACCUGCUAUGAUGGCAUGAUCAUCAUCCGCUUUGCCAUGGCCGCAGGAGCCUACUCCGCUUUCUGGGAUUUUUCACUCGCUAUUCUGCCGUGGUUCAUCAUCUGGAAGGUCCAGAUGAACAAGAGGGAAAAGUUUGGGGUUUGCCUUGCAAUGAGCAUGGGCGUCUUGGCCGGUACCACGGGCAUAGUGAAAACGAUUUUUCUCCCAACCAUGGGCCAUUCGGCACACAAAGACUUCUCUUGGGACGGUUACGAUCUGCUGAUCUGGUCUUGCGCGGAAAGCUCAGCGACCAUUAUCGGGGCUUCCAUCCCCUUCCUCAGAGUCCUCGUCAAGAACGUCGCUUCAACCCAUGACACCGACCCAAAGGCCACAGGAACGGUGAGCAUGCUGGGUAGCCCCUUGGACCCACAAACGCACAACCGACCGCACACGGAUGGGAGUGGCUGUAGGGGAGCUGUACUAGAAGAGCAGCAAAAUGGCAACAACGGCGACGCGACUCAGAUCAGAGAGGUCUCAUUUCCAUAUAUCGAGAGGCUGGACCUUGAGAGGCAAAGUACGCGGCUGUCUCUCCCUUGACCAUCUUGCCUGGGGGAUUGGUA